AUGAGCUAUAUGCGUCGGCUGCGAGUCCCUACGGGGGCGGUGCUGCGGCGGCGCUGCUUCACUGUUGGGGUGCCGAGUGCCGUGCUGCCGCGCGGGAUGCAUGCGUUCCAGCUGCGGGACAGCGCCGACACCGUUGAGGCCCUCGCCGAGGCGUACGUCAGCAUGAACCUCGCAACGAUGAGAACGUUCCACGAGAUCGUCGUGAAGGGCACCGCGUGCCCGCAUGGCACCACGCCACCGUCGUACGAGGAGAUGCUGCUGCAAGGCAUGGGGUCCGGCAGCAGCCACAUUGGUAGCGUAAGUAGCAGCAGCAAUGGUGUUGUGGGCGCCUCUGCAGCUCCCAGCGCCCCCUCGGCUGCAGCAGCGGCAGAAGCGGCACCUGCGAAGAAGGCUGCGGAGAAGCACGCGUUUGACGUCACGGUCAGGAAGUACCCGGCGGCCAACAAGGUGAAGCUCAUCAAGGAGCUGCGGGCGGUCUCUGGGCUGCCGCUGCAGGAGGCAAAGGCGGCGGUGGAGAAGUGUCCCGGCAUCGUCGCGAAGGCGAUGCCGCGGGCAGACGCGGAGAAACUCAAGAAACUGUUUGAAGGACACGGCGCUGAGGUGGAGCUGGCGUGA
Molecule: messenger RNA, 615 nt
Organism: Trypanosoma grayi
Lineage: Eukaryota; Euglenozoa; Kinetoplastea; Trypanosomatida; Trypanosomatidae
Product: ribosomal protein L7/L12
Exons: 1
Coding region: 1-615 (204 amino acids)
Biological process (GO): translation
Cellular component (GO): ribosome
Molecular function (GO): structural constituent of ribosome
Source: RefSeq, a predicted model, not a curated record